Messenger RNA from Puntigrus tetrazona (Sumatra barb), 1765 nucleotides. RefSeq names its product dynein axonemal heavy chain 11-like. The record is from RefSeq and is a predicted model, not a curated record. The transcript is spliced from 10 exons. Gene Ontology annotation, molecular function: minus-end-directed microtubule motor activity; dynein light intermediate chain binding; dynein intermediate chain binding. Lineage: Eukaryota; Metazoa; Chordata; Actinopteri; Cypriniformes; Cyprinidae. Gene Ontology annotation, biological process: microtubule-based movement. The annotation marks the transcript as partial. Gene Ontology annotation, cellular component: dynein complex.
CUCAACUGAACUUUCUUUUACAUUUCAGGCCUUCAACAAAGUGUUCCUCAAAGCCAUUGCGAGAGCUCCUGGUGACGAAGACGUGUCUGUGCGUGUUUUAUCUCUCACUGAGGCCAUCACCCACUCGGCCCUUCAGUACACCUGCCAGGGGCUCUUCCAGAGGGACCGACUCACCUUCCUCACCCACACCGCCCUCCAGAUUCUUCUGAAGAGGGGCUUUAUUGAGGCUCAGGACCUGGAACUUCUGCUGCGAUUUCCUGUAGAGGUUUGUCGGAGCAGUCCCGUCAGCUUCCUGUCUUCACAGGCCUGGGGUGCCAUUAGGAGCUUGUCCAUGCUGGAUGCAUUCAGGGGUCUGGACAGGGAUGUGGAAGGUUCUGCCAAACGCUGGAGGAAGCUGGUGGAGUCAGAGUGUCCAGAAAGAGAACGUCUCCCUCAGGACUGGAAGAAUAAGAGUCCCCUCCAGAGACUCAUCAUUCUCAGAGCCUUUCGGCCUGACAGGAUGACCUACGCUCUCCGAAAUUUUAUUGAGGACACUUUGGGUUCCAAGUAUGUGGAUGUCAGUCGAAUGGCGUUUGAAAAGUGUUUUGAGGAGAGCAAUCCCUCUACACCGGUGUUCUUCAUCCUUUCACCAGGAGUCAACCCCGUCAAGGAUGUAGAAACUCUUGGGCUGAAGCUUGGAUUUACCGCAGACCAGGGGAACCUCCAUAAUGUAUCCUUGGGUCAAGGACAAGAGAUUGUGGCGGAGAGAGCAUUGAGGACGGCAGCCAAAAACGGACAUUGGGUCAUACUGCAGAAUGUUCACCUGCUGGAGCGGUGGUUGGGUCGUCUUGAGGAGCUGUUGGACAACACGGGCAGCGAUGCUCACUCAAACUACAGAGUGUUUCUGAGUGGAGAACCGUCCUCCAGCUCCCAUGAGCACAUCAUUCCUCGCUCCAUCCUGGAGAAUGCCCUCAAACUCACCACUGAACCACCCACCGGCAUGAACUCCAGCCUUCAUGCAGCUCUGGACAACUUCACCCAGGACACUCUGGAAAUGUGUUUUCGAGAGCAGGAGUUCAAAGGACUUGUGUUCACACUGUGUUACUUCCACACCUGUGUGACUGAGAGGAGGAAGUUUGGGCCUCAGGGAUGGAACCACAGAUACCCAUUUAGCAAUGGAGAUCUGACCAUCUCUGCCAGUGUCCUGUACAACUACCUGGAGGCCAAUACUAAAGUACCGUGGGAGGAUCUGUGUUAUCUGUUCGGAGAGAUCAUAUACGGAGGUCACAUCACUGACGAGUGGGACAGGAAGCUGUGCCGUACGUACCUACAGGAGUUCAUCAAUCCCAUGAUGUUUGAAGGAGAGCUAUUCCUGUGUCCUGGGUUUCCAGCUCCUCCUGAUCUGGACUACGCUGGGUAUCACAGCUAUGUGGAUGAGAGAUUGCCCCCAGAAAGCCCUAUUCUCUACAGCAUGCACCCUAAUGCAGAGAUAGAGUUUAUGACAGCCACAUCUGAAGCCCUCUUCAAAACGUUACUGGAACUCCAGCCCAGAGACUCAUCAACAGGAGAAGGAGCAGCACAGUGCACAGAGGAGAAGGUGAAGAGUGUUCUGGAUGACAUGCUGGAGAAGUUACCAGAAGAGUAUGAUCUGGCAGAGCUCAUGUCUAAAACGGCCGAGAGGAGCCCCUACAUCCUGGUGUGUCUGCAGGAGUGUGAGCGAAUGAAUGUGCUGCUGGCAGAGAUACACAGAUCAUUAACAGAGCUGGACCUGGGACUGAAGGUAUGA